Molecule: messenger RNA, 609 nt
Organism: Trypanosoma brucei brucei TREU927
Lineage: Eukaryota; Euglenozoa; Kinetoplastea; Trypanosomatida; Trypanosomatidae
Exons: 1
Coding region: 1-609 (202 amino acids)
Source: RefSeq, a predicted model, not a curated record
AUGAUUCGUCAUGGACUCACUGGACCUCCCGCAUCAUCUGACCCGUCUGAUGCUGUUCUGUCAGGCAUUUAUCCCUUGUAUUUUCGGGAUGAGUUCCUUGGAAGCUGCAUUGCAAUAGCUCCUCGCAUUCUCAUAACAGCAGGGCAUCACUUCAAUUCUCUCAAGGAUGAUGUGGGUGAUCUUCACCUUCUGGAUGCGGCCAGUGAGGGGGAAAUUACUGUGGUAUAUGUCUCAAAGGACCGAGUGCAUGAUUUGCUCGUGCUGUGGGUUAGUGCAGAUUUGAACUGGGUGCCACUACGCGGGUUUCAGCCCCCUGUUGGAGCGCGUGUGGCAACCGUAUGGCUGUCAACAAAAUGGCCUCAUGAUACGAUCGUGUCACCAGGUACUGUUAUUGAAGUUAAUCGUGGCAACUGCGUGGUUCGCGGGACGGUGAGUACAACAGGCUCCAGCGGAUCGCCGGUUGUGGAUCAGUUUGGGGAUCAUAUCGUUGGGAUGCAUCUCAUAUCAAACACUCGUGAUGGAUCGAGGGUGUCGGGUUUUAUUUCGUCGCGGAUGAUCGUAUCGGCUCUUGUCGCAAUGGGUGUUCCGUGUCGUGAGGUGGAGAGGUGA